GUUGUAUUUGUGAUAGUGUACUUAUAUUACAUGCUCAACAGAAAGUCAAAAAUAGCUAACAUCGACGAGAAAUAUGUGCUUAUAACUGGUUGUGAUAGUGGAUUUGGGCGAGCAAUAGCUGAAAGAUUAGAUCAAGUGGGUGUCAAUGUAUUCGCUGCAUGCUUAACAGACUCCGCUGUUAACGAAUUAAAGGCUCAUUCUAAGAAGAUAAUUCCAUUCGUACUCGAUGUUACAAAUAGCGAACAAAUUAAAAAUUCAGUGGCUCUAGUAAAAAAGAAGUUACCAGAUGGAAAAGGAUUAUGGGGCCUUGUUAAUAAUGCUGGAAUCGCAGAUUCAGGAUUUAUCGAAUGGUUACCGAUGGAAACAUUUCGUAAAGUCGCUGAUGUAAAUUUAUUUGGCUUAAUCGAGGUUACAUGCCAGUUUCUACCGUUAAUCAAGAAAGAGAAAGGUCGAGUAGUAAACAUGGCAAGCUUGGCUGGUAUCCAAGCACCACCAGUUGCAGCGCCAUAUAGUAUCUCGAAAUUUGGAUUAGUAGCAUUUACUAAUACAUUAAGAUUUGAGAUGUUAGCAUUUGGUGUUAGGGUCUGUUGUAUUUGUCCAACAUUCUUUCGGACAAACAUUCUCGAUACUGAAAAGUUAGUAACUGGAAUGAAUACCCUAUUCGAAGCUGUAAAUGACGAAGUAAAAGAAAGUUAUAAAGAUGUUCCAGAGAAAGGUAAGUGUACGAAUAUCGAU
This is a messenger RNA of Trichoplax adhaerens, 735 nucleotides long. RefSeq lists its product as uncharacterized. The transcript has a single exon. Gene Ontology annotation, molecular function: oxidoreductase activity. The record is from RefSeq and is a predicted model, not a curated record. The annotation marks the transcript as partial. NCBI's taxonomy places the organism in Eukaryota, Metazoa, Placozoa, Uniplacotomia, Trichoplacea, Trichoplacidae.